UUAACGUAUUACGUUGGCCGGUGUCGUAUAUUUUGCAGAAUCACCAUGGCGUUGAAAGAGACUGCAGGGUUGUACGAGACACUCAAAGCGGAGUGGAACAAGAAAAACCCAAGCCUGAGUAAAUGUGGGGAACUUCUCAGCAAACUUAAGGUUUCCUUACUGGAGCUGAAUUUCUUACCUACCAGUGGGUCCGCGCUCACUAAGCAGCAGCUCAUUUUAGCUCGUGAUGUCCUUGAAAUUGGAGCCUUGUGGAGUAUCCUGAAGAAGGACAUCCCAUCCUUUGAGAGAUACAUGGCCCAGCUAAAAUGUUACUACUUUGAUUACAAGGAUGAACUGCCUGAAGCUGCCUACAUGCACCAGUUACUUGGACUGAACCUGCUCUUCCUGCUCUCACAGAAUCGUGUGUCAGAGUUUCACACAGAACUUGAGCGACUGAGUGCACGAGAUAUUCAGACCAACGUAUACAUCAGACACCCCGUGUCCUUAGAGCAGUACUUGAUGGAGGGAAGCUACAACAAAGUAUUUCUUGCCAAAGGCAACAUCCCUGCUGAGAGCUACACCUUUUUUAUAGAUAUUCUGCUUGACACAAUUCGUGAUGAGAUUGCAGGUUGCAUAGAGAAAGCAUAUGAGCAGAUCCAGUUCAGUGAAGCCACCCGUGUGCUUUUCUUCAGCUCCCCAAAAAAGAUGACAGAGUAUGCCAAAAAGAGAGGAUGGAGUUUGAGCCCAGAUGGCUAUUACUCUUUCACCAGUCAGCAGCAGCGGACGGAAGAGGUGACCAUCCCCUCUACAGAGCUGGCACAACAGGUCAUCGAAUAUGCACGACAGCUGGAAAUGAUUGUGUAAUCCACCCCCAGGAACACACUCAACCAUGUACAGACACACACGCCAGUAUACAUCCAGUCAGCUCAAAUGCAGUUUCCCUGAGGAAUAUGAUUUAAGCGGUUGCCGGAGUGGUUGAUUUGUUUCCCAUCAAAAUUUACAAAAACAUUAGAUGCAACAUUAGAAUUUUAUAAAAGCUGGUGGCAAAAAAACAUGAACUUCAAAUCCAGCGACUGCAUUCAGUGGUUUGAGUCUCAGCUCUGUUACAACUAAAAGAAAGCUGGUCAUAAUCAACCACCCUGUGACACUGUCAGUGUCACACAAAACUGUCAACACAACUCAACAUUACUUUCCCCAAAAUUCAAGCAAACACUUUUUGUAUACAAUGCUCAUUUUCUCCUUAGUAGAGCUCACAGAAAUGUAUUGCCCUUGCCUUGUAUCCUAGCAACUAAGAGAAUUGCCAUAGAAGUUUGAGUGUUUUCUAAAUGGUAAUGCCUCUUCCUCUCUAUAUGGUUUGUAAUCCAGUUGAUCUUACAAUGCAAAUCUUUGUCUGCAAUAAAUGAUUCAG
Messenger RNA from Chelmon rostratus (copperband butterflyfish), 1387 nucleotides. RefSeq names its product proteasome 26S subunit, non-ATPase 8 (gene psmd8). The record is from RefSeq and is a predicted model, not a curated record. The transcript has 7 exons. Gene Ontology annotation, biological process: proteasome-mediated ubiquitin-dependent protein catabolic process. NCBI's taxonomy places the organism in Eukaryota, Metazoa, Chordata, Actinopteri, Chaetodontiformes, Chaetodontidae. Gene Ontology annotation, cellular component: proteasome regulatory particle, lid subcomplex; cytosol; nucleus. The coding region runs from base 46 to 843 and encodes 265 amino acids.